Messenger RNA from Culicoides brevitarsis, 1251 nucleotides. RefSeq lists its product as uncharacterized. NCBI's taxonomy places the organism in Eukaryota, Metazoa, Arthropoda, Insecta, Diptera, Ceratopogonidae. The record is from RefSeq and is a predicted model, not a curated record.
AUGUUGAAUGUGGCUGAGAGUGACCUUGUGCAGGUGACCCUUUCACUCGUCCUCUUCAGUUGUUCAGCGAUUGCUGAUCAACAAGUAGCAGCGACGCAGCAGCAAAAGCAACAAACGACACAAUUACAAGCAGUUCUUAGGCCGAAACGUGAGCCGCCAAGUGAGUGGCAAGGCGGCGGCGGUCAUUACGGACCUUCCAGCGGCGGAGGCGGUUUUGGCGGAUCCGGAUUCGGAGGUGAUGCUGGCGGUGGCUUCGGAGGAGGCCAUGGCGGCGGUGGCGGCAUUUCCGACAGUUACGGACCCCCAAGCAGUCACGGAGGUGAUUCUGGCUUCGGCGGUGGCUCAGAUUUCGGAGGAUCCGAUGGUGGCUUUGGGGGAUACCCAGAAAGCAUUAGUCACGACGACCAUCAUCAUGAGCCAAAGAAGAAGCUCAUCUGGAAAGAGGAUUGGGUGAAGGAAUGGAAAGUACAGAAGAAACAAAUCUGGAAGACUGAAUGGAAAACCGAAAAGGUUCCCAUUUGGAAGAGCAUCCAAGUCCCAGUGUGGGUUGAGAAAAAAGUUCCCGAGUGGAAAGAAAAUAAAGUGCCUUAUUGGAAAGAGAUCACCCUUCCCGCAUGGAAAGAAGAAAAAGUUGCUCAAUGGAAGAAAAUCAACAAGCCAAUCUGGAAAGAAGUCAAAGUCCCCGACUGGGUCGAAGAAAAAGUCGCUGAUUACAAACAAAUCUGGAAACCAGAAUGGGUCAAAAUGGGAGUUCCUGGACCAAAACACUUGGGAAAAGAUCACGAAGGUUACGACUUAAUUGCUCACGAUUUAUGGCGCAAAAAGAUGAUCUGGAAGCCUUAUUGGCAAAAAGUGUGGAAAACACAAAAGAAACAAAGUAAAUUUUUAAAUUUUUAUGAAAAACGUAAAAUUUAUUAAUUUCCAUUAAAAAUAGUCUGGCGCACUGAGAAAAAAUUGGAAUGGAAGGAAGAAUGGGUUCAAUACUGGACCACACAAAAGAAACAAAUCUGGGUAAAGAAAAAGGAACAAGCAUGGAAGGUCGAAAAAGUACAAAUCUGGAAGGUUGUCAAGGAAAAGAAGUGGGCCACCGAGAAGAAAAUGUUCUGGGAAAGUCAUCAAAAGGCUAUCAAAGUCCCUGCAUGGGUCGAAGAAAAAGUUCCCGUGUGGAAGAAAAUCUGGAAACCCAUCUGGGUAGAAGACCACGAUCAUCACGAUGAUCAUCACGGAGGAGGUGGCCAUGGAGGAUAUUAA